Messenger RNA from Culicoides brevitarsis, 1468 nucleotides. RefSeq names its product ELAV-like protein 2. The coding region runs from base 324 to 1343 and encodes 339 amino acids. The transcript has 7 exons. The record is from RefSeq and is a predicted model, not a curated record. Gene Ontology annotation, cellular component: ribonucleoprotein complex. Gene Ontology annotation, molecular function: RNA binding. Lineage: Eukaryota; Metazoa; Arthropoda; Insecta; Diptera; Ceratopogonidae.
GUCCGCAGUGAAUUCUUAUUAGUUCCAAGUUAGAUAAACAUAUUUUUUUUUCAAUACUGUUCUUUUUCCAUAUUUUCCUGAAAAUAGUGAAUUGAGCCAAAAAGAAACACAGCUAAUUAUCUGAUGAACUGGUCCUGCUUGGUUUUUACGAAGUAAUACAAAUUCAUUAUUGUUAAAAAUACUCAAAUAAAAGGAAAAGAUUGUUGAAAAAGUGUAAAAGACCCCACCCAACUUUUACUUUCAUACUACACUCAGACACAUUUUAAAAUUGGUAAUCUUCAGAAUACAAAUAUAAUAGCUGAACAACAAGCAGAAUAAAUAUUAUGAUGGCUAACGGAAUCGAAACAAAUCAACAAAAUGGUCGAUCGGGGUCCAUCGGUAGUGGACAAGAAGAGAGCAAAACUAAUUUGAUUGUGAACUAUUUGCCUCAAACAAUGACACAAGAGGAAGUCAAAUCAUUAUUUUCCAGCAUUGGUGAAGUCGAAAGCUGUAAAUUAAUACGUGAUAAAGUAACAGGUCAAAGCCUUGGUUACGGAUUUGUAAACUAUCAUCGACAAGAGGAUGCUGACAAAGCAAUCAAUACAUUCAAUGGGUUACGUUUACAAAAUAAAACCAUCAAAGUAUCUUAUGCACGACCAAGUUCUGAUGCUAUUAAAGGCGCAAAUUUAUAUGUUUCUGGACUCUCUAAGAGCAUGACCCAACAAGAUUUGGAAAACUUGUUUAAUUCAUUUGGUCAAAUAAUAACAUCAAGGAUUUUGUGUGAUAACAUAACAGGGCUUUCUAAAGGGGUGGGAUUUAUACGUUUUGAUCAGCGAUCAGAAGCAGAACGUGCUAUUCAGCAACUUAAUGGGACAACACCUAAAGGAGCAACUGAGCCAAUCACUGUAAAAUUUGCAAAUAACCCCAGUAACAAUAUCAACAAGGCCAUUCCUCCCCUAGCUGCUUACUUAACUCCAGCUCCAAAUUUAAGGCGUUUUCCUCCUGGUCCAAUCCAUCAUAUAAGUGGACGAUUUAGGUACUCUCCAUUGACUGGUGAUUUAGGCAAUUCAGUAUUAUCCGCAAAUGCUAUCAAUGGAUCCGGUUGGUGUAUAUUUGUAUACAAUUUAGCACCAGAAACAGAAGAAAAUGUACUUUGGCAAUUAUUUGGCCCCUUUGGAGCAGUUCAAAGCGUCAAAGUCAUCAAAGAUCUUCAGACCAACAAAUGCAAAGGUUUUGGUUUUGUUACAAUGACUAAUUAUGAUGAAGCUGUCGUCGCAAUACAAUCAUUAAAUGGAUAUACUUUAGGUAAUCGAGUCCUCCAAGUUAGUUUUAAGACGAACAAUUCGAAAAAUAAAUCCAACUGAACAAUGAAAAGAAUUCACAAUCUAAAUACAAUCUAAAAUAUGAAACAUUUUUACUCAUUGUUGUAAGGUAACAACAAACUUAUAUGAAGUACGAUGAAACACCACCACUAACAAAAAAAUAAUAA